Messenger RNA from Gilbertella persicaria, 1258 nucleotides. RefSeq lists its product as uncharacterized. Bases 93 to 758 code for a protein of 221 amino acids. The record is from RefSeq and is a predicted model, not a curated record. Lineage: Eukaryota; Fungi; Mucoromycota; Mucoromycetes; Mucorales; Choanephoraceae. The transcript has 2 exons.
UUAACAAUAAAACUUCACACGAACUUGUGCAUACACACUGUUCCCACCCCCUUUUUCUUCUCUCUUUUUACUCCCUCAUCCACUUGACAAGGAUGUUACAAUCCAUGUACAACUCACUUUCUUCUCAUAUGUACACUGAUAAAAAAGCACCUAACUCAUUCUCCUUAUUUGUGACCAAAAGACGCAAUGAACAAGAAGGACACUACAUCUCCAUAGAACAAUUAACAGAAGAAUGGCAACAGAUGUCAAAAGAACAGAAAGCUGAAUUUCAAAACCAAUCACAGUGUAUUCAGUUCACACUGGAUAUUGAUCAUCGUUCAUUGACGGAUCACAAGAAGCCAUCGAUAUCCUCAUCCAUGAUCAUACCCAAUGACCAUUCACCGGUACUCCAUCUAUUUGACCAUUUUCAACCACCACCCACCAGCUCAGAUCAACCAACGUCACCUACUUUUCAAAAACUAAAUCUCUCGUAUUCUGCAGCAGCAGAAGCAGCAGCACUUGAAUCCUUAUCGUUUAACUCUCAUUCCGUCAAACAGACAACCGCCAUCAAAAGAAAAUACGGUAUUCUGCCUGAAAAAGUCAAAAGACCUCCUAAUGCAUAUUUAUUGUUUAAUCGUGACAUGAGAAGACAGCUACAUGAUGUCAAUCAAGGCUUAAGUUCUGGUGAAAUCAGUAAGACGAUCAGCAUGAAAUGGAAACAACUUUCACCUUGUGUUAGGCAGAGAAGGAAUACUAUCUUAAGGAAGAAUCAAAACUAAAGCAACAGCACAACAAUGAACAUGCUAAUUUCAUUUAUUCAAGAAGAUCCAAAGCAGAAAUCAAACAAGCUUCUCAACUCAAAAGAACACACAAGGCAUCACCUAUAGAACCUAAAAAAAAACCCAACCUGAUUGGGGGUAGAGAUCCUCGAGGAAGAAAGAAAAAGAAAGCAGACGACACAUUACCCAAACAUCCCAUGUCUGCCUAUCUUCAUUUUGCAAAGAAAAUGAGGCCAAUCAUGAAGAAAAGAUACCCAGAAGCUCGUCUAGUGGAGAUCAGUAAAGAGAUUGGAAAUCAAUGGCGAUCCAUGUCCACUGCAGAUUUACAGCCAUGGAUUGAUUUAGCCAAUCAAGACAAGGCAAGAUAUGCAAGAGAAAUGAAGAGUAGGAUCAUGAAAGAGUCUUCUCAAAGUAUGGAUGCGUUAGGGGAUUUAGAUAGUGAUACUAUUGCCACAGUGGCACAAAUGGUCAAUCCUACAAUAAAAUAAAUUAUAAAAGUU